This is a messenger RNA of Wickerhamiella sorbophila, 918 nucleotides long. RefSeq names its product Splicing factor 3A subunit 1. Bases 1 to 918 code for a protein of 305 amino acids. Gene Ontology annotation, cellular component: U2-type prespliceosome; catalytic step 2 spliceosome; U2 snRNP. The transcript has a single exon. Gene Ontology annotation, biological process: regulation of alternative mRNA splicing, via spliceosome; mRNA cis splicing, via spliceosome. The record is from RefSeq and is a predicted model, not a curated record. Gene Ontology annotation, molecular function: RNA binding. Lineage: Eukaryota; Fungi; Ascomycota; Dipodascomycetes; Dipodascales; Trichomonascaceae.
AUGGAACCAGCGAUAGUUCCUCCCCCGGAUGUGCGAACAGUUAUUGACAAAACGGUCGCUGUUAUUAGACAAGGAGAUGGAAGUACACCCCGGAGGCUGCUUUUGACAAAGCCGAGGCUGUUCAGCUUCUUGAAUCCUGCUGACCCUUUCUAUGAGUGGUACCAAUGGCGGUUGAACAAUGAGGGUGAAAGCGCCGGAGAUGAACAAUUGGAGGAAGAGCCAAAAAAGCAGGUCUCUGUCGAGCCCCUGAUGUUUGUUGUGGAUCAGCCGGCUAUUUCCAGUAAAUAUCUCAAGGUGAUCAAACUCACAGCACUGUACACAUCGAAGGAUCCCGAGUUUCCUAAAGCGUUGCCAGAACAAGCUCAGUUCGCGUUUUUGGCACCCACACACUCGUUAAAUGCACUUUUCAAAGCAUACGUUGAUCAGUACACAAUUUUGAAAAUCCCUGAUCGAGUACGUGGUCUUUUAAAUGCCAACGUUUUGGAAAAGGCUACGGAUCGAGCUGAAGAACUGAAGCUACGAAAUGAGCAGGAUAAAAUACAACUACAAAGAAAAGAGCAAGAACGCAACGAGUUUUCGAGAAUUGACUGGCAAGAUUUCGUUGUAAUUGAGACAGUGGUGUUUACGGACGCUGAGAAAAUCGACAAUCGGCCUCUUCGAAAAGAAGACGUCCAGGUCAAAGCCCUGCAGCCCAAAAACAACGAGAUCAAGCUCAGAUCACCUUACACUGGCGAACUUAUACCUGCUAGUGAAUUUGACGAGCAUAUGCGUAUCAUGAAUCUGGAUCCAACAUGGAAACAGCAAAGGGACGUUUCUCGCCAACGGCAGGCCACUACUAACUUGGAUACUUCGCAGGCUGCUUCUAAUCUUAAACGCAUGAUGGCGGCUAAACCCGACGUUCCUCGGAAACGUCGGUAA